GCAGCAUUCACCAGGAGCGGUGCAAUGGAGGCCCUCUUCUUCAAUGUAAACAACGGGUUCCUCGAGGGGAUUGUCAGGGGUUACAAGGCGUACAGCAACCUCACGCAAUGCGAGACCAUUGAGGGUGCACUUAGGACACAGCUUUCUGCUACGGACUAUGGCAACUUCCUCGCGAACGAGCCGCUGCCCAUCUCGACGUCAACCAUUGCCGACAAGGCAACGCAAGUGCUCGUCGACCAGUUCAACUUCCUGCGCAGCAAUGCUGUCGCUCCUCUGUCCAAGUUCUUCGAUUACAUCACGUAUGCGUACAUGAUUGACAACGUCAUCUUGCUCAUUACCGGCACGCUACACGAGCGCAAUACCCAAGAGCUGCUGGAACGUUGCCAUCCAUUAGGCGUGUUUGAGACACUCCCUGCCCUCUGUGUCGCCACGAACGUGGAGGAACUCUACCGCACUGCCCUCAUUGAGACUCCUCUCGCACCCUACUUCCGGGAGUGCUUCAGUGCCGCGGACCUCGACGACCUCAACAUUGAGAUUAUCCGUAACACGCUCUACAAGGCCUACCUCGAAGACUUCCACGCCUUCUGCGACACCAUUGGCGGACCGACGGCGGAGGUAAUGCAGCGUAUCCUCGCCUUCGAGGCGGACCGCCGCAGCAUUAACAUCACUAUCAACUCCUUUGGCACCGAGCUCUCGAAGGAGCGUCGCGCGAAGCUCUUCCCGUCCAUCGGCCGCCUCUUUCCCGCAGGCAAUAACGCGCUCGCGCGCGCAGAAGACUUCGAGCAGGUCCGGCAGGGGUGCGAGGGCGUCAUGGAGUACCGCGCGUUCUUCGAGAGCGCCCCGGGGUCGCGCGGGCGGGCACAAAACGGGAACGACAGCCAGGCGUACCUCUUGGGCGACAGCGCGGACGGGCUGGGCGACUCGAGCGGCGCCGCAGAGCUGGAGGACCGCUUCUUCGCGCACGAGGUGCACCUGAACAAGCUCGCGUUCCUACAGCAGUUCCAGUACGGUGUGUUCUACGCAUACUGAAGCUGAAGGAGCAGGAGAUCCGGAGUUUGACGUGGAUUGCGGAGUGUAUCGCGCAGGAUGCGAGGGACAGGAUACAGGACUACAUCGCUACGUUUUAGCUAGUUGUAAGUAGUUGCAGUAUCAUGAUUCAAUGACUUUUGGGUUCAGACUAUACAGUAUUGCAUGAAGACUCUCGGUACAACUGUCAUCAUGAUCGAGCAUGCACAAAAACAUGCUGCCUGCAGAUGACUCCGAUACGGGGAAUCGAACCCCGAGCUACCGCGAUCUGAAGAGGAUACGAGGACAUGCAUAUGAAAGGCGGUAAUGUUAGCCGUUACACCAUAUCGGACAAUUCAGGCGUUCCGCUGGCUCUGAGAGGUGUGGCGAGGUUAUGGUCUGCUGAUGUCAGUUCGGGAGUGGGCAGAGUUGACGUGCAGGCGAUGACAUGCGCGCCGGUGUAGAU
Fomitopsis serialis is the source of this 1471-nucleotide messenger RNA. Its product is annotated as ATPase V0 complex subunit D. The transcript has 6 exons. Gene Ontology annotation, biological process: vacuolar acidification; vacuolar transport; proton transmembrane transport. Bases 25 to 1029 code for a protein of 334 amino acids. The record is from RefSeq and is a predicted model, not a curated record. NCBI's taxonomy places the organism in Eukaryota, Fungi, Basidiomycota, Agaricomycetes, Polyporales, Fomitopsidaceae. Gene Ontology annotation, cellular component: proton-transporting V-type ATPase, V0 domain; fungal-type vacuole membrane; vacuolar proton-transporting V-type ATPase complex. Gene Ontology annotation, molecular function: proton-transporting ATPase activity, rotational mechanism.